Molecule: messenger RNA, 660 nt
Organism: Colletotrichum godetiae
Lineage: Eukaryota; Fungi; Ascomycota; Sordariomycetes; Glomerellales; Glomerellaceae
Exons: 3
Molecular function (GO): FMN binding
Source: RefSeq, a predicted model, not a curated record
AUGUUCUACCAGCCCGGCAUUGAUGACCACGGCUUACCAUAUGACCCAUUCAAAGCAUGCGUAGUACCUCGUGCAAUUGGAUGGAUCUCAACCGUCUCAUCCAAAGGCGAGCACAACCUAGCACCCUACAGCCAAUUCACAAAUGUCAGCUUCGACCCACCCAUGGUUAUGUUUAGUGCCAACCAAACGCACACCGAAGACCGAAAAGACACUGUCAACAAUAUUGAGCGCACCGGAAGCUUCUGCUGGCAGCUCGCCACAUACCCUCUCCGGGAGAGCGUCAACAUCUCAGCGGAAGCAAUCGGCCCAGACGAGGAUGAGUUUGAGCGAGCCGGCCUCAAGAAGACGUGGUCAAAGAGGCUUAAGACGUCAGUACCUAUGGUCGCUGAUUCUCCUGUCCGAUUCGAGUGCGAGUAUAUGCAGACAGUGCGCCUUCCCGGGAAACCGCCGAUGGGAACUGUCGAUGUUAUUUUUGGCAAGGUUGUUGGUGUUCAUAUCGAUAAUAGCAUCUUGACGGAUGGGAAGAUCGAUGUCUCUAAGACGAAUCCAAUCGCCCGACUUGGGUACUUUGAGUACGGCAUUAUCAACGAUCGCUUUGAGAUGGUUGUACCUGGUGAUAAGCGCAUGCUUAUUGGGCUCGAAGGCAACGCCAGUAAUAAC